UUCGAGCCGUUUGUUCGUCCAUAUUUUUCGCAGCGCCCGCAAUUCGCCAACUAUUCUCUGUUUCUCCGUGGCCUGGCGUUUCCGUUUCCGUGUCAUCAUUUCAUUGUUGCACUGUGCGUGUGUGGUGCGUGCUAUUGUUUUCUUUCGUUCGUGUUUUCGACCGUUCGCCGGACGGGUGCCGUUGCGAGGAUAAACCGCACGGAACGCAGCAUCGUCUCCUACGACGUAUCGAUUGAGUGUGUGUUCUUUCUUGCAAUUUCCGUUUUCUUCGCUUUGCGCUCGGAACAGUGCACACUUUGUUUCCGCCCGGUGCGAAACCAUUUCCUGGAAUAGUAGGCCUUGAAGCUGAAGAAGGAAGUUCGGCAGCUUGUGCGUGUGCUUGUGCGAAGUGUGCUGCUUCCGGUUGUCCAGUUCUCGUUUAAUCACAACAGUGUGUGUGCGUGUGUGUGUGUCUGUUUGUGUCGCGCAAUCAAAGGAUUCAUCAUCGUCAUCGUGUCCGCUCGGUCACCGUCUGAAUAUUCCGGAUCGUUCUUAUCACUCAGGCGAGGUGCGGGAUUACUGGCGAAAACGGCCCACUGAAGGCUGUGACCCAGAGGUGCGAGAACGAGAGCAAGAGUAGGAACCACAGUAGUACCGACGCGAGACCAGCCCUGUGCCCAGACCGCCAUCGUCAUGUCUACGGAAAAGGCAGUCAACCCGGCCGAGGUGGAGCAGGAGGAACACGAUACCAACUACCAGCCACCGCCACAGAAGACGAUCGAGGAAAUAAUGGCGGCCGACGCGGAGGACGAAAGUUUGCGAAAGUACAAGGAAGCGCUGCUCGGGCAGGCUCAGGUGGAAAAGAUUAUUUUCGACGAUUCCGAUCCGCGGAAAGUGAUCGUGAAGAAGCUAGCCCUCGUUGCCGCUGACCGCGAUCCGAUGGAGCUCGAUCUGACGGGAGAUUUGACGAAGCUUAAAAAGAACGUGUUUGUUAUCAAGGAAGGCAUCCAGUACAAGAUUCGAAUCGAUUUCGUUGUCCAGCGGGAGAUCGUGCACGGGCUGAAGUAUGUGCAGAAAACCUACCGAAUGGGAGUGCCAGUCGACAAAAUGGUACAAAUGGUCGGUUCGUAUCCACCAAAGAAGGAAAUCCAGAGCUACACGACCCCGUUCGAGGAGGCACCCUCCGGCAUGAUGGCCCGCGGUACCUACUCCGUCACGUCCCUCUUCACCGACGACGACAAGAACGAGCACCUCAAGUGGGACUGGAGCUUUGAGAUAAAAAAAGACUGGCAGUAAAAUGCAAAAUCAUCCAAAAAUCAGCAAACAAGCUAAAGGAAAACAGGAACACAAAACAAAAAUCACACACAAACAAUACAAACAACACUAUAUAACACUACAUUUACUAGAGGCGUAGCGUAUCCGCCGGUCCGAGGCGGGCCGGGCGAGUGAAGCGAAGAAGAAGAAACCUUUGUGAAUUAAAAAGCGCAUCUCCAUUGGUCGCCGCUGCACGAGCGACACCAUGCAGCGGAAAGGGGUCAGAUUUACGCAAGUGAACGCUCUGCUGUGAGAUGUGAUGCUGCUAAUUGAAGUUGCGCAUGGGCUAUCCUGCUAAAAGUUUAUGAUUUGUCUUCUCCGAUUCGGAUUAGCUGGAUUUGCUGUAAGCACGAUUUUACAUUGAAAAGCUCGAUAGCAACGCUUAUUACCUCCCUUGUACAGUUUAGAGGAAGAUCGAAUCGAGGAUCCAGAGGGGAAAGCAUUUCAGAAAGAGUUUCUUGAAGAGCGUAGCCAUUGCCUUAAGGUUUGGGAAGGUUUUUCAUGUAUUAGAUGCAUUUUAGUUUUGAUCUUGCUCACAAUCCCGUAUGGCGGUAGCGCAUUUAGGUAGCGCGUGAUCAGUCCCUCGUUCGCUUUCCGUGCCUGUUUUGCUGCUUACGCCCUUUUAUCUAAAACCCGCGUCCGUUUCUCCGUUUCGUAUAUUAUAAUCAAACCGAACAUGAUAAAGGUGCUUCAAAAGCAAUAAAAAUGAUGAUGACGAGAGUAAUGGACAGCAAAUCGCCGGCCUUCCGGCUUGAAAAUUAUUGUAACUCUGGAAAGUAUUGUCAUGAAAACCUUAAAGCGGGUAGCAACAAGUGAGUGUGUACGCCAACCGAACGGUUACGUCGCAGCCGGAAAGUUAGACGUUAAUAUAUGAACAGACGAACCCACAAUCCGGAUGUAUCAAUCACCAACGCGCUCAUACGCACUAAAGAGAUACGCCAAUAUAACGCUUGAUUCGUAUUGUGCCGUGGCUUGUGCUUAAGCAAACCCCUCUUUUCCUUUGGAACACAGUACGGAAUGGAACCCAAAGCGUGAGGUGGUUAACCGUGGUCGCACGCAAUGCUUAGAAGACGAUGAGAGGAUCCAGUUGACGCGUUUCCGUUCGCGCGAAAUACUGUACCGCAGAUGAUAAGAAAACAAUAAACUCUAACGUGUGUGAUAAUUAUGGACGCUCCCCCGGUUCGCUCCCGCCAUUUGUUGCAAGUAGUGCAUCGUAAUAUUAAAGAAAAUGGAUCGCGAAAAGAAAAAGAAGAAAGCACUGAAAUAGGGGCACCCAAUGUACUGAUAAUGAAGAAGCCGUGAUCCAUGAUGUUUAUACUAAACGAAACGAUGUGUACCGGAAAAAGUGCAAUGAAAGAGCAUGUAGCGAACAGCUUCGCGGCGCCACCAAGCCCCUUUCAGUCUCGGAAUGCACUAUACACAACACAACACGGUUCCUGGUGUGAUUCAGUUCCUUUACAACAGCAUUCAUAAUCACGUGACGAUCGAAGUAUAGCCGGCGAUCGCUAUCACUAGCAACACACCCUAUUUUUGUGACAGUUUUCUACAUCAAUUUCAACAUAUUACUGCGUGACCCGACAAAGAGAGCCGCGUGGAGGGAAGGGAGCGGCCGGCAGCAUUAUUAGCGAUCAAGUCAAAAUUGCUUGCGAAGAUAAAAGCGUUUAUGAAAUCCAUUUUUACACAUAUGUGCGCGCCUUAGAUGUAGCCGAGCGAGCAAAUUUAAUACGAAACAACGCAGUCUAGAAGCAACAGGAGCUGUCGGGAUCGUCGGGAUCACACAACAAGCAGGCCCCAGACAGACGGGCGCCGGGACAGCUCGGACGUCGAAAGAGUGCUCCAUUUUCGGCGAUCCUUAGUUUUUUGAUCAACAAUGUGUGUGCUCAAUUUGUUCGUUCAACGGUAUUAGACGGAGGAAAAUGGAAAUUAUAAUAAAAAAACCCGUGGUCAGUGGAACGCUCGUGUCCACGACAUU
Molecule: messenger RNA, 3265 nt
Organism: Anopheles cruzii
Lineage: Eukaryota; Metazoa; Arthropoda; Insecta; Diptera; Culicidae
Gene: RhoGDI
Product: rho GDP-dissociation inhibitor 1
Exons: 5
Coding region: 673-1275 (200 amino acids)
Biological process (GO): Rho protein signal transduction
Cellular component (GO): cytoplasm; cytosol; membrane
Molecular function (GO): Rho GDP-dissociation inhibitor activity; protein binding
Source: RefSeq, a predicted model, not a curated record